Molecule: messenger RNA, 1164 nt
Organism: Alternaria atra
Lineage: Eukaryota; Fungi; Ascomycota; Dothideomycetes; Pleosporales; Pleosporaceae
Exons: 2
Coding region: 1-1164 (387 amino acids)
Source: RefSeq, a predicted model, not a curated record
AUGGAUAUAACGCGGGGCUCCAUGUCAAGCAGCUCCACCCAAAGUGCCCGAGACGACCCCGGCGUCCCCUCCACCGAACCCUUCAUACUGCGCCAUGGGCGACGCUACAUUCGAAGCGCUCAGGGAUAUCCACUCCCAUGCGACCUGCCCGAACUACACCGUCAAAACCUACAAACCCUCCUCGCGACAGCCGUCUUCGGCAAGGCCUUGGGCUCGACCCCUUCAUAUCCCCCGAGAAAAGUGUUGGAGAUUGCAUGUGGCUCAGGAUACUGGUCGGCCGUGUGUCAUGAAUAUUUACGUGAACAGGGCCACGAAGACGUUUCCUUCACCGGUCUCGACAUCGUCAAUCUCGCGGGAGAUUUGCAACGCCAGGGCAUCGAUUGGAGGUUCGUGCAGCACGAUCUGCGCAAGUUGCCGAUGCCAUUCGAUGAUGAGGAAUUCGACAUCGUCGUGAUGAAGGACCUGAGUAUGGUGAUACCCUUGGGAGUGCCGUCGCAGAGGAUACUCGAUGAAUGUACACGAGUCCUCAAGUCCAAGGGCACAUUGGAGAUAUGGGAGACGGACCACAUCAUCCGAUCGAUCCAGCCACAUCCUCCACCUCCGCCGGGCAAGAAUCCUCAAGAGUACGCUUGCGCCGAGUCAACCGGGACGUUCCUGAUUUCACAUACUACGCCCUUUACCGAUGUGCAGAACAGAUAUCUCCAAGACUCCAACUCGUGGAUUCAAGAAGCGCUGGACCGACGCAAGCUCUCGCCAACCCCUUGUUCCCGUGUAUCGCAGAUCUUGCUCCAGGAGACGGAAACUUUGUGCGACAUGGACAGCCGUAGGGUAGCCAUUCCUCUUGGUGAACCACGGUGGGAGCGCGAAGCUGCGGGCGAAACGGUAAAGCGGCGUGGAAGCGAGGCGGGAAAGCUCAAGAAGGGAAGCGUGAUGCUGGAAAGCUCGAUUCUGACCAAGGAACAAGCGGCACUGAGACACACGGCGUUGCUUGUCGUUAUACAACUGAUCGAGAGUCUGGAACCCCUACUCAAAGAAGUCAGCGGAAAGAACCAAGAGGAAUGGCAGCGUUAUUGGAACUCGAUGAUCAACGAUCUGCUUGAGCAGAAAGGUGCCUCGAGCGGUGAAUGUCUGGAAGUAGGCAUCUGGUGGUGCAAGAAGGUGUAA